Molecule: messenger RNA, 1341 nt
Organism: Pseudomassariella vexata
Lineage: Eukaryota; Fungi; Ascomycota; Sordariomycetes; Amphisphaeriales; Pseudomassariaceae
Exons: 1
Coding region: 1-1341 (446 amino acids)
Source: RefSeq, a predicted model, not a curated record
AUGUCUUCCUCUAACUCUACAAGUACGGAUACUGCUGUGACGGACACGACGGCAACGUCGAGUCCGUUUGAAACUCCAACGACUACUUCUCUCACUUCCCCUACUGACGAAGCCUCGACUACAGCUCCGGACGCCACGUCCACCCCUGGGACGCCCACUCCCACAUCUACGACAACCCCAACGACACCAACAACUGCUCCUACUACCACAGUACAGACGCCAACCAGCACCACCACCACACCAACACCUACUCCGACUACCGAGACUACCGAGACUACCGAGACUACCGAGACUACCCCGACUACUCAGACCACCCCUACUACAACAGCAGUGCCAACAACAACCCGGACCCCCACCACCCCGAACACCCCGACCACCCCAACCACAUCCACGACAAGGCCCCCGUUUACUCCCAGUUCCACAAUCACGACAACCUUUAUCUCGACCAACAAUGGUGGCAGCACUGUCAUGGUUACGGUCACUUCGACGCAAGUCGCCAGCGAAGAAACAGGGACAACGAGCACCGGGGAGGGAUCUUCAUCCACUGCCUCCGGAGGCAACAUCAUCACAACUGGAGAGUCGUCGUCAAGCGGGCUGAACCAGCAAGGCAAGAUUGCUGUUGCCGUUGUCGUUCCCAUCGCUGCGGUGGCACUGCUGGUCGUUGCCGGUAUCUUCUUCUGGCGCAAGCGGAAGCAACGCAAGGAUGCUGAGGAAGAGAGGAGAAAGGAGGUUGAGGACUACAUCUACAACCCGAACGCCGAUCCCACUCUGCCGGACGUCGGAUCUGCUGGCGCUGGCGGCAGUUACGAGAUGAAAGAGGACGGAUCUUCAGGGUAUCGUGGCUGGGGCUCAACCACUUUGGCGGGCUCUACAGGGCGCAAGGCCUCCACCACCAUGUCUGGUGGGGCAGCAGGUGCGGCUUAUUCAGAUGCGAAUUCGCACACUCGCGCUGUAUCUGACACAAGAUCAGGAGAUGCAUUAAUGACCGACGAGUCCCAUACUCCUGAAGGCGAAAUUCUAGGUGUUAUGGGCCCAGCUGCCUCCGACAACCGAGACCGCGGAAAUGUGCACCGCGGGCCAUCGAAUGCUUCUUCGUCUUACAGCGGCCCUGCCCGUUCCGACGGUUCGGGGGGAGAUAUUGGGGUUGCGUAUGGUGGCACGACCGGCUACUACGAUCAAUACGGCAAUAGCAACCCCUAUAACGAGGGCAACGGCCAGCAGCGUGCAGGCGAGCUCGGCGGACAACCCGUUAUCCGUGACAAUCCGGCAAGGCGUAACACGCGCAUAGAGAACCCGUCGCAUUACCCUCAGCAAAGCGCUGGCAUCUCUCAGAACUUUUAG